AUGUCUGAAAUCAGAUCUUCAUUCCAGGAGAGUCGUAACAUGAUAAACAAUGCACUGAAUCAGACUGCACACAGCAGGUCACGUUCUCCAUCGUCCCCUGAACAGAUGUUUAUGUUCUCCCGACAAGCAGCAUCAUCAAGCCAAGACCUAUCCAAAGCCGCUGAAAUCUUUCAAAUGACAUUACAACUUUUAAAAGACAAAGCAAACAGGAGACAGAAAAGAUCACUUCAUGUGUCUGAUCUUCUCUCUAUGGAAGAAGUCGAGCGGAUCGCCGACCUGUCUGGAUGUCCUCGCUCUGUUCAGCCCGGCACCUGCAUCGGAGAAGACAAAUAUCGCAGUCUCUCAGGAGUCUGUAAUAACAGACAAAAUCCUCUCUGGGGAUCUGCUAACAGCGGUUUGCUCAGAUGGCUUCCAGCUGAAUAUGAAGACAAUGAAACUCAACCUAAAGGCUGGAACAUCGACCGUCAAUACAACGGCUUUAAACUUCCUCUGGUUCGGGAUGUGAGUGAAAAACUGAUGCACAGCUCUAAUGUGCCAGUAUUGGAGGAUAACUUGUAUUCCCAGAUGCUGGUGGACUGGGGUCAGUACAUCGACCAUGACAUCUCCUUCACCCCUCAAAGCUCCAGUCAAAUGGCUUUUACAGAUGGACUGAACUGUCUGCACACCUGUAGAAAUGCCAACCCAUGUUUCCCUAUUCAGAUAUCCAGGACUGAUAAACUCUCCGGCAGUAAAAGUUGUCUUCCAUUUUUCCGUUCUUCACCCGCCUGCCUAGCGGAUCUGCAGCCCAACUCGCAAAACACAACACAACGUCAGCAAAUAAACUCAAUCACUUCUUUCAUAGAUGCGUCUACAGUUUACGGUCAUUCAGAGCAGCUUGAGAAAACCCUCAGAAAUCUCUCAAGUUCUGAAGGUCUGUUGGCUGUCAAUCGAGAACACACUGAUAACGGGAGGCCGUACCUGCCGUCCGUCACCUCCGGACCGUCCGCGUGCUUUCAGCAGCCGGGAUCAGCGGCGGAUGAACGGGUGGAUUGUUUCGUGGCUGGAGACAGCAGAGUCAAUGAGAUUUUGCCCCUGUCGGCCCUUCACACACUUUGGAUGAGAGAACACAACCGUGUGGCCAAACAACUGAGACGACUGAAUCCUCACUGGAGGUCAGAGGUCAUCUAUCAGGAGACACGCAAAAUCAUUGGAGCACUGCAUCAGAUUAUAACCAUGAGGGAUUAUAUUCCAAAAAUCAUCGGACAGGAAUCGUUUGAUAAUCAUCUUGGACCGUACAAGGGUUACGACGUCACUUUAAACCCAUCUGUUUCGAAUGUGUUUGCUACUGCUGCGUUUCGCUUCGGCCACGCCACCAUUUCACCCGUGCUCAGGAGACUGAAUGAAACCUUUCAGGAGCAUGAACGUUUCUCUUCUCUGAAUCUUCAUCAGACUUUCUUCAGCCCGUGGAGACUCGUGAAAGAAGGAGGUUUGGAUCCGGUUCUGCGUGGUCUAUUGGGCCGACCAGCUGCCCUUCAAAAUCAAGAUCAUCUUAUGACGGAGGAAUUAACAGAAAGACUCGUGGUUCUCAACAUUCCAGAAUCUCUGGAUUUGGCUUCUUUAAAUCUGCAGAGGGGACGAGAUCACGGCUUACCAGGUUACAACGACUGGAGGAUCUUCUGCGGAUACACUCGAGUUGAAACUACAUCAGAUCUUACAGAGGCGAUCGGCAAUGCUGUUUUGGCAGAGAAAAUAAUGGAAGUGUACGGACAUCCAAAUAAUAUUGAUGUUUGGCUGGGUGGACUGAUGGAGCGUCCGCUGCCCGCCGCUCGGACGGGUCCGCUCUUUGCAUGCUUGAUCGGAAAACAGAUGAAGAUGUUAAGAGAAGGUGACAGGUUCUGGUGGGAAAAUCCUGGUAUCUUCACCCAACAGCAAAGACAUGAGCUACAAAAGCAUUCGCUGUCUCGUGUCAUCUGUGAUAACAGCGGUGUGAUGGAGGUUCCUCUCGAUUCGUUCAGGGUAGGAACUUACCCAGAGGAUUUCCAUUUCUGUACUGACAUCCCGUCAUUGAACCUGGAGGCUUGGAGAGAAAAACCAGAUGACUGCACUGUUUAGAUGUGAUGGGACGGA
Messenger RNA from Paramisgurnus dabryanus, 2106 nucleotides. The record is from RefSeq and is a predicted model, not a curated record. Lineage: Eukaryota; Metazoa; Chordata; Actinopteri; Cypriniformes; Cobitidae.